Messenger RNA from Aspergillus calidoustus, 681 nucleotides. NCBI's taxonomy places the organism in Eukaryota, Fungi, Ascomycota, Eurotiomycetes, Eurotiales, Aspergillaceae. The record is from the annotation of a GenBank genome assembly.
AUGCGCACUGUGGAUCGGAGUUGCUCCAGCCUCAACCUCAACAAGAGUGAACAACUAUCAAGGAUCAGACAACUUCUCACGAUGCGCCGGUUUCGAUCCCUCUUCUCGACAUCCCUCGCUCUCUUCUUCCUCUCUUCCGUUGCACUCGCAUCCUACGCCCCUCAACUAGAGAUUCUCUACUGGCCCGUCUCCAACCCUCAACCAUCAGUGCUCGCCCACGUCUCCUACGAUCCAGCUUCUCUAAAAUCAGACCUCAUUGACUAUACACCUCCCAGCGCAGCGGAGACUUCGGAGGACAUAGUCCGCGUGGGCUUCUAUAUCUCAACGCCUUUGAAUCCGAAACAAUGGGUUGGAACUCUGACCUCCCUCGCCGCUCUUCGCGGGGAUAAUGAUCAGAAACCGACCCUCCGCCUGCAUAUUAGCCCUUCAAAUGAGGUCUAUUCUGUCUCUCUGGCCUCAGAUUCCUCAUCGACUUCUUCAUCUUCCUCUGUUAAUAACCCCCGUCUUCAACUGGUGACGGACGAGCUCGGCCCCCGCCCCCAUCUCAAUCGUCCUAUCGUUGUCGGUCCUGACGGCAAGGAUCCUGAGGAAGUUCCUGAAAAGACGCUGUUCCAGAAGUACUGGUGGGUCUUCCUCAUCCUUACCUUCCUAGCCAUGUCGGGAGGUGGAGAGCAGCAAUGA